This is a messenger RNA of Pseudophryne corroboree (corroboree frog), 2787 nucleotides long. RefSeq names its product G protein-coupled receptor class C group 6 member A (gene GPRC6A). Gene Ontology annotation, molecular function: G protein-coupled receptor activity. The coding region runs from base 1 to 2787 and encodes 928 amino acids. Gene Ontology annotation, biological process: G protein-coupled receptor signaling pathway. The record is from RefSeq and is a predicted model, not a curated record. The transcript has 6 exons. Lineage: Eukaryota; Metazoa; Chordata; Amphibia; Anura; Myobatrachidae. Gene Ontology annotation, cellular component: plasma membrane.
AUGGCACUGUAUGGACUGUCUAUCACCAUUGGGACACUAGUGACUGGAUUAAACUGCUGUUUGAUGCCUGAUGAUUUUGUAGGAGCAAGGGCUCAUGGUGACAUUAUUAUUGGCGGACUUUUUUCAGUACAUGGUAAAAUGCUGAGCUCGUCUAAGGGAUAUCCACAACAACCAGCUAUUCAGAACUGUGUAGGGUUUGAGAUGCAGGGAUUUCUGCAAAUACUGGCAAUGACCCACACAAUUGAGAUGAUAAACAAUUCCUCACUCAUACCUGGAAUUAAACUUGGAUACGAAAUCUACGACACAUGCUCUGACACCACAUUGGCCAUGUCAGCCGCACUACGUUUUCUUUCUACACACAAUGUUACUGAGGAAAUCCUGGAAUUCAAGUGCAACUAUUCAGAUUAUACACCCAAAGUUAAGGCCGUCAUUGGAGAUAGUUAUUCGGAGGUGUCUAUUGCAGUUGCAAGGUUGCUAAACACACAGCUCAUUCCACAGGUUAGUCAUUCAUCAUCUGCUGAAAUACUGAGUGACAAAUUUCGCUACCCUGCCUUCUUGCGGACAAUACCGAAUGACUCUUAUCAAACUAGAGCAAUGGCUAAACUCAUACAUCACUCUGGUUGGAAUUGGAUCGGACUUAUCGUCAUGGAUGAUGACUAUGGGCGAUCAGCUUUAGAUAACUUUGGAGCUCAAGCUGUUAAAAUCAAUGUUUGCAUUGCUUUUAAAGAAGCCAUACCUUCUCACUUAUCUGACAGUACAGUAGAAUCCCGGAUAGAUGAGACCAUUCACACAAUACUGAGAGAAACCAGAGUGAACAUCAUUGUUGCUUUUCUGAAGCCUUCACUUUUAUUAAAACUGUUUAAAAAAGUAAUGGAAAUGAAAAUACGAAAGACUUGGAUAGCAAGCGAUAGCUGGUCUGUGUCCAGCGGACUUAGUACCAUUCCUAAUAUUCAAAGAAUUGGGACAGUGAUUGGAUUUAUGUUUAAGAGUGGAGAUACUACAUCAUUUAAGGAUUAUUUAAAAAAUUUAAGUCACCAGGACUUUGAGAUGAAUCGUCUUUUAGAUCAAUAUGCAUUUCUUCUGUCUGACUGUCCAAAGAGGAAAUACAAUGAACUGUACGGCUGUGUUAACAAUUAUUCCAAGGAGGCUGUGGUUAAAACAAGCAAGUUUAAAAACAAAUCACUGAGACUGGAUUUUCUAUUGGCUACAGAACAGCCAGGAUUUAUCUUUAGUACUCAGCUGGCAGUGACUGCUAUAGCACAUGCAAUUCGAAAUCUCUGUCUUCAUCGAAACUGCAAGAAUCCAAAUGCUUUUGCACCAUGGGAGCUUUUACAGUCCUUGAAGAACGUAAACUUCACCUACAAUGGUAAAGUUAUUCAUUUUGAUUCUAGAGGAGAUGCCAAUACCGGGUAUGAUGUUCUCAUCUGGAAGGCGGACGCUGAUGGAAAGAUUAAUUUCACCACAUUUGCGGAGUAUGACACACAGAAAGACAUCUUUAACUUUGCUAGUAAGGAGAAAGAAAAUGAGUUCAAACAUUUAAAGAAGAUCCAUUCCCGAUGUUCAGAUGAAUGUAAACCUGGGCAAAUGAAAAAAACAUCUGCAAGUCAGCAUACAUGUUGUUAUGAAUGUGUUGCCUGCCCAGAAAAUCACUAUACCAAUAUUCCAGAUAUGGUUUACUGUAUUAAGUGCAGCAACAAGACUCACUGGUCUCCUGUAAACAGUUCUGUAUGCUACCCAAAGAAGAUUGAAUAUCUCCGCUGGGAUGAUGGCUUUGCGAUCGUUCUCCUUAUGAUUACGUUUUUGGGAGUUUUUGUUAUCAUUGCUAUAGCAUUGUUAUUUGCAAAGAACUUUGAUACACCAGUUGUCAAGGCAUCCGGAGGCAUGCUUUGUUAUGUUAUUCUCCUCUCCAUCCUUUUCAGUUUUGUGAGCACAGUGUUCUUUAUUGGGGAGCCAGUAGACUUUAAGUGUAAAGUACGGCAUACUAUGUUUGGCAUUAGUUUUACAGUGGUAGUGGCGUGCAUUUUACUAAAGUCAAUCAAAAUAUUGCUAGCUUUUACAUUUGAGCCCAACGUCCACAGAAUUUUAAAAUGUCUCUACAAACCAUUUACUUUAGUUUCUGCAUGUACUGGGAUUCAGGUCAUUAUUUGCACUACAUGGCUGGUAUUUUGGUCUCCCUAUAUUAAGGAGAAUUUCUCACUUCCAAAGACCAUUAUAAUGGAAUGUGAUGAAGGCUCCACAGUUGCAUUUAGUAUUGUGUUAGUAUAUAUUGCUAUACUGGCAUUCAUAUGCUUUAUUUUCGCAUUUAGGGGUAGGAAACUGCCAGAAAACUACAAUGAAGCCAAAUUUAUUACAUUUGGUAUGCUGAUUUACUUCAUAGCAUGGAUAACGUUUAUUCCAAUAUAUGCUACAACAUUUGGUAUAUAUUUACCAGCUGUUGAAAUUAUAGUAAUAUUAAUAUCAAAUUAUGGUAUUCUGUCAUGUACAUUUUUACCAAAAUGCUACAUUAUCUUAUAUAAACAAGACACCAAUACAAAAUCUGCUUUCCUUAAAAUGAUCUAUAAAUAUUCAUCCAAAAGUGCCAGCACUCUUACUGUAAGCCAGACCUCAUCCAGUUCCCCCUCAUUACCUGACAGCAGGGAUCCUGUGGCAGACACACCCAGUAGACAAGGAAGCACGUCAGUGAGUUGUAUAAGUAACAGCUUUUCCUUUCAUGAGAGGCUUGCGGCAAGAGACAUAUCUUCCACCAAAAUCAGAGCCCUGCCAAGAAAAAGGUUAUCAAGUAUUUGA